This is a messenger RNA of Nannospalax galili (Upper Galilee mountains blind mole rat), 684 nucleotides long. RefSeq names its product dickkopf WNT signaling pathway inhibitor 4 (gene Dkk4). Gene Ontology annotation, molecular function: receptor antagonist activity; co-receptor binding. Gene Ontology annotation, biological process: negative regulation of canonical Wnt signaling pathway; multicellular organism development. Lineage: Eukaryota; Metazoa; Chordata; Mammalia; Rodentia; Spalacidae. Gene Ontology annotation, cellular component: extracellular region. The record is from RefSeq and is a predicted model, not a curated record.
AUGAUGCUGGUGGCCUUGCUGGGAGUCAGCUGGUUCUGCUCGCCCCUGGGAGCUUUGGUUCUGGCCUUUAACAACAUCAAGAGCUUGAUCGACAUGCAAGGGGCAGGCAAGGGCUCACAGUGUGUGUCAGACAAAGACUGUAAUGCUGGAAAAUUCUGCCUCAUGCCCUAUGAUGAGAAGUCAUUCUGUGCCACAUGCCGAAGGGUAAGAAGGAGGUGCCAGAGGAAUGCCAUGUGCUGCCCAGGAACAUUCUGCAUGAAUGGUGUUCGCAUUACAAUGGAAGCUGAAACACCAGUAAUGGAAAGAAAGGCUGAAGACCAAGAUGGCAUUGAAGUAAAAGGAACCACUGAGCAGCCCACUGAGGAAAAGAAACGUAAGAGGAAGCCUAGUAUUAAAUCACAAGGCAGUAAGGCCUACAUUCAACCUGUUACGGGACAGGAGGGAGAAAGCUGUCUUAGAACUUUGGACUGUAGCCCUGGACUUUGCUGUGUUCGCCAUUUUUGGACGAAAAUUUGCAAGUCAGUCCUAUCAGAAGGACAAGUCUGCUCUAGGAGAGGACAUAAUGAUACUGCCCAAGGGCCAGAAAUCUUCCAGCGCUGUGACUGUGGUCCUGGACUACUAUGUCGAAGUCAAGUGACUGGCAACCAACAACACACACAGUUAAGAAUAUGCCAAAAAAUAUAA